Sphenostylis stenocarpa is the source of this 1902-nucleotide messenger RNA. The record is from the annotation of a GenBank genome assembly. Lineage: Eukaryota; Viridiplantae; Streptophyta; Magnoliopsida; Fabales; Fabaceae.
AUGUUCGUCUUUGUUCUCAAUAAUAAAGGGUACCCAAUACAAGUUUUCACGGUAAAUGGCUACUUGAUUAGAGGAAUUAGAAGGGUGGGAGCUUCCGGGUUCCCAAGAAAAUACAAGUGUACCCAGUCGCUUAACAACGAUAGCAAGUUUGACAAGAGCAAGAAUGGUUUGGUGCCCCGAGUGGUUAAUUCAUCAUCACAAGCGAUUACAGGGACUGCCAAAGUGGCAUCAGAGGACAAAAGCAACCACUUAGAUGCCACAAAAAGCCAGCACCAGAGUUGCAUCACAGUGGGUAGUGGUGUAGAUGACAAACUGCCCAUGAUGAGCAGAAUACUCAGCGUGCAACAUAUUGCAGGAAAGCAAGUUGAUUUCGGAUGGCCACUGUGGUUAUCUUCAGCGGCUCCAGAAGCCAUCAAAGGGUGGGUGCCUCGACGGGCAGACUCUUUUGAAAAAUUAGACCAAAUUGGACAAGGGGCUUAUAGCAGUGUGCAUAAAGCUCGUGACCUUGAGACUGGUAAAAUAGUGGCUUUGAAGAAGGUUCGCUUCUCCAGUGCAGAUGUAGAAAGUGUUCGGUUCAUGGCAAGGGAAAUCUAUAUUUUGCGUCAACUUGACCAUCCUAAUGUCAUGAAGCUCGAGGGUCUUGUCACGUCAAGAACGUCCACCAGUUUGUACCUUGUAUUUGAAUACAUGGAGCAUGACCUUGCCGGGCUAUCAACUUUUCAUGGCUUGAAGUUAACUGAACCACAGCAACUGCUUCGUGGGCUUGAACAUUGCCACAGUCGGGGUGUGCUGCACCGUGACAUCAAGGGCUCAAAUCUUCUGAUUGACGACAAAGGAAAUCUUAAAAUUGGAGAUUUUGGUCUUGCAACAGUCUAUGAUCCUGAAAAAAAGCAGCCAUUGACUAGCCGUGUUGUGACUCUAUGGUAUAGGGCACCUGAGCUUUUGCUAGGUGCUACAGAUUAUGGAGCUGCAAUUGACUUGUGGAGUGUUGGUUGCAUUCUAGCUGAAAUGCUAGUGGGGAAGCCGAUCAUGCCUGGAAGAACAGAGGUGGAACAAACACACAAAAUUUUUAAACUUUGUGGUUCGCCAUCUGAAGACUACUGGCGGGGAACAAAAUUUCCUCAUGCAACAAGCUUUAAGCCACAACAACCUUACAACCGCCAAGUUUCAGAAACAUUUAAAAAAUUUUCUUCCUCGGCAUUGGCUCUUGUUGAUAGGCUCCUAUCACUAGAACCAGAAAAUCGAGGAUCAGCAACUUCCGCACUGCAGAGUGAGUUCUUCACUACCAACCCCUUACCUUGUGAUCCCUCAAGUUUACCAAAGUUUUCACCAAGCAAGGAGUUUGAUAUCAAGCGUCGAGCAAAGGAAGCUACAAGGAAAAACUUGGAAGCUGUUAAAGGACGUGCACCAGCAUCUGUUUUAAGGGGACCAGGAAAUACCAAGGGACUGGGUUCACCAGAGUAUUACCCUCAAGGAAAUAUAUCUAUGCGGGACAAACCAAAUAGUAGAAUGCCCCAUCAUAAAUAUCAAACCCAGGAGGAUGGGGAAUCCAACGAGAAGGGUGAAGGAAACAGCGUAAGUAUACACGGUGGCUACAAGCAUUCUGUUUCAAUGAUGCACUGCAGUGUAGCACGAUCAUCCACAGUGAGUAAGAGACUAGAGUCUUUGAAGAAUCAGAGGUCUCAUUUGAAUCAGGAAACAACAGAUUUAUGUACCUCUUUCGUGAAAAAGGAACCAGACUCGUCUGCGCUUGAAUCCGCCACGGAUCAUAUGCCGAAGAAAAAUAGGAUACACUGCUCUGGACCAUUGAUGCCACCGGGUAGCAACAUUGAUGACAUGCUUCGAGAGCAUGAGAAAUUAAUGCAAGAUGUUUUCCGUAGUGUCAAAAAGACCAGUCUGUAA